Cydia strobilella is the source of this 444-nucleotide messenger RNA. RefSeq names its product glyceraldehyde-3-phosphate dehydrogenase 2-like. Gene Ontology annotation, biological process: glycolytic process. NCBI's taxonomy places the organism in Eukaryota, Metazoa, Arthropoda, Insecta, Lepidoptera, Tortricidae. Bases 1 to 444 code for a protein of 147 amino acids. The record is from RefSeq and is a predicted model, not a curated record. Gene Ontology annotation, cellular component: cytosol. Gene Ontology annotation, molecular function: glyceraldehyde-3-phosphate dehydrogenase (NAD+) (phosphorylating) activity; NAD binding. The transcript is spliced from 2 exons.
AUGGGCAUCCCAAGGAAGUUCACGUUAUGGUUUAAAGUAUGUUCAUACCACUACAAAAUCGCCGUGUUCGCUGAACGCGACCCCAAGGCCAUGCCCUGGGGUAAGGCUGGAGCUGAAUAUGUCGUAGAAUCCACCGGUGUCUUCACCACCACCGCUGCUGCUUCCGCUCACUUGGAGGGUGGUGCCAAGAAGGUUAUCAUCUCUGCCCCCAGUGCUGAUGCACCCAUGUUCGUCGUCGGAGUCAACCUUGACGCCUAUGACCCCUCUGCCAAGGUCAUCUCCAACGCUUCCUGCACCACCAACUGCCUCGCUCCCCUUGCCAAGGUCAUCCAUGACAACUUCGAGAUUGUUGAGGGUCUGAUGACCACCGUGCACGCCACCACCGCUACCCAGAAGACCGUCGACGAUCCCUCCGGCAAGCUGCCACUACAUACAUAUUUGUAA